This is a messenger RNA of Pieris macdunnoughi, 945 nucleotides long. NCBI's taxonomy places the organism in Eukaryota, Metazoa, Arthropoda, Insecta, Lepidoptera, Pieridae. The record is from the annotation of a GenBank genome assembly.
AUGGGAUUCCUUGAUGUGGUAGUCCCGCCUGAUUUCAUAGCCGAAGAAACUUCAAGUGAUGUCAUGAUACCUGAAGGUGGGACAGCCAAGUUGUCAUGUCGAGCUCGAGGUCAGCCCCGACCACGUAUAAUGUGGAGGAGAGAGGAUGGCUCUGAUAUUGUUAUACGGUUUUCAAAUGGCAGCAAAAGCAAAAUAGCUGUAUAUGAAGAUGAAAUCCUUACUCUGAAUAAAAUAUCCCGGUCUGAUAUGGGUGCCUACCUCUGUAUUGCAAGCAAUGGAGUCCCGCCAUCUGUAAGCAAGAGGAUGGUUGUUAAAGUGCACUUCCACCCAGUCAUUCAAGUCCCAAACCAGCUGGUAGGAGCGCCUCUCGGCACCGACGUCACUCUGGAGUGUUACGUCGAAUCCUCGCCUAGAUCCAUUAAUUACUGGGUUCGAGAUUCAAAUGAUAUGGUGAUAUCAUCCAGCAAGUACGAAGUGACGACUACAGUACUAAGUUCUUUUGAGAGCCGUAUGACAAUGGUGGUACGAGCCAUCACGGACCACGAUUUAGGAGGAUACAAGUGCAUAGCGAAGAACUCCCUGGGAGAAGUCGAUGGAUCCAUACGGCUUUAUGGAAUAACAAGAAAUGUUAUAAACAACUCUAGUCCAUCGAACAAGGGCGACGACUUCCCAACCCCAAUCGAGGGACCUGACAAUCAAUUUGGGUCAGCUGAACGAUCUGAUGAUGAAGACGAAGCUGUAACUGAUAUGUUUGAAAAUAUAACUCAAAAUUAUAAUAGAUCAUUAUACGACUCAACGCCUAAUUCUGUACAACAAAACGUAAGUAAUAAAAUCAAAAAGAUUAUGAGUAACUCGGAAACUAGUGUUAAUCAAAGUUCUAAUUUAAAGAUUAAGUCUACUUUACAAAUACUUGUUAGUUUAGUAUUUUACAUUACAAGGUAUUAA